Molecule: messenger RNA, 4409 nt
Organism: Caenorhabditis sp. 36 PRJEB53466
Lineage: Eukaryota; Metazoa; Nematoda; Chromadorea; Rhabditida; Rhabditidae
Source: the annotation of a GenBank genome assembly
AUGCAAAAGAGCAUGGAUCUUUUGCUAAGAAAACUUCAUGACGGACCCUGUACCGGCAAAGAAUGUGACUUUAACUGCACAAACACCGAAUUCGAUCCGGUGUGUGAUACAAACAGUUCUGUUUACAGAAACCUCUGUGUGUGAGUGAAGUUUCUGAUCAGCGUCUGAUAAACAUGUUCUGUUUCAAGGUUCCAAAUGCGUCGAUGCGAAUUACAAUUAGAGAAUCAGAGAAUUCAACUAGCCGAGGAUAGCAAAUUCUGUUUAAGGGAUCGAGGUAGGCGGUGGAAUGUGCGGAACGCAGCUGUGUUUCGCAAUUCUUUUGGUUUUUGUUCAGAAACUCGACGAUUCAAACUCGCUGGUGUGGAAUCGUACUCAUCCUACGCAGAAGAGCCGUAUGCGGAAGUUCCCGCAACUGCUUCGGAAAGUACAACACCGGAAAUUGUGAAAAGUAGCACUGAAAAGCCUGUCGAAGAAGGAUUUGUAACGAGAAUAACUGCCAAAACUUCGAAGCAGUCUUUUCAUGAUAACUUUUCGGCGAUCUCGGUUAGUUUACCUAGCAAGCGAGAAAAUCGGCGUGGUAGCUGCACCAGCCAGAUACCAUCUCGGCGAUUACUCAAAAAACGACCAAGAUUUUAUCUACGCUCACUGCAUUCACUUUUUUCUAAGCAAGACCAACUUGACAGAGAGAAAGGCCUUGUAUUUUUUGGGCAUGACAAAAGAAGAGGAAGUUUGGGUCACAAAAAAUGCGAAGAAUUUGAAGUUAUGAAAACAAACCUUGAAAUUCCUUUUUCAGAGGAACGAUCUUAAUCGCGUGUGUAGUAUAACCGAAUGCGAUAAAUCAUGGGACCCGGUAUGCGAUACGAGGAACAGGACUCACAAAAACGUUUGCCAGUUCAAGUUUUUUGCUUGCAAGGUACAAAAUAUGCCUGAAAUGUGAAACGACAAGUAUUAGACGACAACGUGUUGCAGAUUAAUAAGAUCGAUGGAAGUGUCAUAGAUAUUGCUCACACAGGAGCUUGUAAAUCUGUAAGAAUAUUGUGUGCUUCUCAAUAAAGUUCCAGAUUUCAGAGGAAAAGUGUUUGUAUUUCGUGUCCGAAAGAUGAAAAACGUAUUCCGGUGUGUGACAACAGAAACAUGGUGAUAUUUCUUGCUCAAACACAGUCUUUACGUGUUUUUUAGACUCAUUUGAAUCUUUGUACAUUUAUUCAAUUCAACUGUGAGGCUCGGAACCGGAAUGAAGAAGAAAGAGUGCUCGUUCAUAUCAAAUCAUGCCACGACCGAAGUCCACAGUUUCAUCUGAGGGUACUUUCCCUCAAAAAUCGUUUAUUCUCGCAGCGUGCUAAUUUUUACUCACUUCAGGAGGAGAUUUGCCCAAGGACGUGCAGCCGUGACGUGAAGCCAGUUUGUGAUGAAGCCAAUAACACUCAUCAAAACCUAUGCCACUUCCAACAGUACAAUUGCAACAUGCGAAAGGUUUGCAGAAAAUGAUCUUACGGCUUUUAGCCUCUGAAUGUGAGGCUUUUGCAGCUAGGGAUCCGAUCUCCUUACUUGAGAUAUUUACGGCCAUGUGUGAAGAAUCGGAAAGUAGAUAACGCUGUGGAAAACGUUGAGAUGAGGGCUACCGUAUCCAGCAUCGAGAUAAAAACGACGAAAACUUCCACCUCAACUACAGUGACCCCAGUCGCUUCGAGACCCACUGUGCCAUCCGAAAAAACAACGUUCAUUGUCAGUGCUUUUGAAAGAGUCAUGGUUCGCAUUUGUUUUCGACAAACCAAAUGUAACUUUUUGUGUUCAGAAAAGUACUAGCACAGAGUCACCAAUCACGACUUCUUCUUCGGUUCCAACACCCACAAUUUCGCCAGAACUAACGACGGCGUUGCGAGAAACCACCACUUUGUCAGAAGUCGCUUAUUUCGACUGCCCGCAGCCGACUUGCCCAACGGACGGACAGCCAGUGUGCGACUCCGCGGGAAAUCUGCACGGGUAGGCUCCUCUGCACCAAACACAUCAGCAAACGGGAAAUGUUCAGAAACCUCUGCGAAUUCACGUAUUCGCGUUGCUUAGCAGCCAGCAGAGGGCACCAGAUACACAUAGCCACGGAAGAGAAUUGCGUUUCGAAAGAGGCCUGCCAAAUGCCCUGCACAGAUGACAAACACCCAAUAUGCGCGUCCGAUUUCUCUACUUACGAUAAUCUAUGCCAUUUCCGCAAACAAAAGUGCUUGGAUCCAGAACUCGAAGUUCUUUUCAAAGGUUUUCAGGCAAAAAAGUAUGUUUUCUAAAUAUUUUGAUCGUUCAGGAAAGUGCAACGAAUGUCUGGACUCGCCUUGUGCUCUACCAGCUGAAAAUGCGCCUGAUGAGUCCUUCGUCUGUCUGGAAGACCAAUCAACGAAAUCACUUUGUGAAUACCAAAUGUUGUCUUGCAUAUUUGAGAAAGGUUAUGGAGUCAAUCUAACUGUUGAAUACGUUAGUUUAUUUGUGUCACGUCCUUUCAUAAAAGGUGGUUGAAAAUGCAGAUUGGUGCAUGUUGCCCUCCAGUGGAAUCUUGCGAUGCGGAAAAACCAGAACCAGUAUGCGCGGACAACGGAGUCACUUUUUUGUCGGAAUGCGAAAUGAAUGUCGAGAAUUGUAAACUGAGAAAACUGGAUCAACCUAAACUAGUGAUAGUUUCAAGGAGCGUUUGUGAAAAGUUAGUGGAUUUUAUCUAAAACUUUUGCUGACAGUUUUCCUUCAGAGACAUGCUCACUGACGAUUUCUCGAACAGCGAACACUUUGACAAGCCAAGUAUCGAAUUCAAGCGGGAAAACUCGUUUAACUGCUCAAUGGACUGCGACAACGCGUACGAUCCAUUGUGUGGAACCAAUGGAAUCACAUACACCAAUGCAUGUUCACUUCAGAAAGAAAUUUGUGAUAACCCAAAGUUGGUCUAUUUUUUAGAAUCAUUUUCAGAAACUGCUUUCUUUUCAGCUCGACCGUCGAAGUCGCAUAUACCGGUAUGUGCUGCGAUACAAGUUGCCCUCUGGAUUUCAGUCCAGUUUGUGACAGUAAGAAUUACACUCAUCAGGCAAGCGUUUCUUCUUGGUGUUCUCGGACCUAUAUUGCAUUUUCAGAAUAUUUGCCAUUUCGGAAUCAAGCGAUGCAUUGCUGAGAGAACGUUUGGAGAUGUUCUUACUAUUGAGAAGUUUGAAAUUUGCAAUGAAGUAAAGGAAUGCAAUGUGCAGUGCCCGAAAGAGUAUUCGCCAGUUUGUGCAUCAAACGGACAGAACAUCAUAAAUGAAUGUGAAUUGAACAAAAUUCGAUGUUUUGUAGAGCAUAAUGUAACAGUUGGGGAGGUGCUUAUGAAAGAUUACGACGGUGAGCCUUGGAUGAUAUCCUGAUUUUGUUUUAUUUUGUGUUCAGGUGAAUGUUGUCGCACUGACAACUGUGAUUUCGCCGCGUUUUCUCCAAUUUGUGACACUGAAGGAGUCACGCAUGCGAAUGAGUGUCUGAUGAACCGAAAUGCAUGCAUACAGCUCAAGAAAUAUGGAAAAACUGUCCAAGUUGCAUAUCAAGUGAGCAAAUGUUCUAUUAAAAAACGUUCCCAUUCAUAUUCGUUCAUUUUUCAGGGUCAAUGUUGCUAUCAGCCUUGCGAAGAAGAGAUUGCUCCCGUCUGUGAUGGAACCACAACUCAUUCCAAUACUUGCCAAUUUAGGUAUUCUGGCAUUUUCAGUUUCCGGUCCAUGAUUCAUUUUCUUCAGAAUCGCACAAUGCGAGGCUGAGCGGGUGAACAAGACCUUAAACAUUGUGUACCCCGGAGAAUGUUGUAUACUUCCAAAAGGGGAAUGUGAAACUUCCGGGCCAGUCUGCGACGCGGAGGGUCAAACUCACUCGAAUCACUGUUUGUACCAGCAGAAAAGAUGCAUCGCACAAAGAAUCACUAAAAAAACGCUGAAUAUUGUGCACACAGGUAGUCACGGAUCGGUUAGGCAUGAGACACAAACCAUUUUUGCAGGUGAAUGCUGUGCUCUUGCAUCGUGUCCGAAAACGGGUCAACCUGUUUGUGACUCAAUGGGAAGAACUCACGAUUCGUUGUGUCAUUUUCAUAAUUCAAAGUGUAUAUUUGACAAGAUACAUUCUCUGAAUAACACGUUGAACUUGGAUUAUCAAGGUAAUUUUUUCUAUUAAAAACAUCAUAAUCAUAAGUUCAAUAUCUAUGCAGGGAAAUGCUGUCCUUCCGGAUGCACUGAUGAGCUUUCGGUGACGUGUGAUCAGCAUGGAAACAUUUAUCGAAAUACGUGCUACUUUAAUUUGAAAGCUUGUGAAAUUUGGAGGAGGUUGCGAAAUUUCACAAUUUUAACAAUAGUACAUUAUCUUACAAAUUCAGGACACAAGACGUACUACUCGCCACACCCUGCCCGCUAUUACGAACAUAA